AUGGGAGCUUAUCAAGCUAGGCCGACUACUAAGUGAGAAAAAAUAAAUGGUACAGAAGCUAAGAUUAAGUAUGGAGUUUGCUCAAUGCAAGGGUGGAGAAAAACUAUGGAAGACACUCACAUCGUUGAUACUACUUCCUUAGGAGAAGGCAUAUCUCUUUUUGCAGUUUUUGAUGGCCAUGGAGGGACUGAAGUUUCAAAAUAUUUAAAGAAGAAUUUUGUCAAAGUGCUAAAGGAGAACAAAAAUUUCGCUAUCAAGGACUAUGAGCUUGCACUAGUUCAAACCUUCAAAGAACUUGACAAAAGCUUAAUCACCCCUGAGGUAAAUAGUGAGCUGAUAAGGCUCAGUACAUCUCCAAAAGAUUCAUGGGAUCGUCCAGAUAUUAAAAGCGUUGCAUACGGUGUAGGGUCUACUGCGUGAGUUGCUCUUAUAACUCCAGAAACUAUAUUCGUUGCUAACCUGGGAGACUCCAGGUGAGUGAUCUCAAAGAAGUCUAAGGCAUAUGAAAUGAGUGUAGAUCACAAGCCAGAAUUGGACUCUGAAAAGAAAAGAAUUUCUGCAGCUGGAGGCUUUGUCAAAGAUAACAGAGUGAAAGGAAUGCUAAACCUUAGUAGAUCAUUUGGUGAUAUGUAUUAUAAGUGCGAUCCUGAUCGUUCUCCAACAAAGCAAAUGGUCAUCAAUGUUCCUGACAUUUGAGAACAAAAGAGGACUAAAGAAAUUGACUUCUUAUUUAUUGCAUGAGAUGGAAUUUGGGAAUGAAUGAGCAGUACUGAGGUCUGAAAGUUUAUAAACAGAAACAUAAAGAAAAAUAAAAAGAAAAUGGCUACUUUAGUACAGACUCUCUUUAAUAAGAAUCUCGCCAAUGAUCUUAAAAGCUCAAGGGGAAUUGGGACAGACAAUAUGACAGGAAUUCUGAUAACUUUAAACUAAACACCUUGUGGUCACCUAUCAGACUCGUAGAAUGGUGAAUCUAAGUUCAAAUUAAGCUAGAAUUUUUGUAUCUUACAGUUUCAAUUAA
Messenger RNA from Moneuplotes crassus, 1018 nucleotides. NCBI's taxonomy places the organism in Eukaryota, Ciliophora, Spirotrichea, Euplotida, Euplotidae. The record is from the annotation of a GenBank genome assembly.